CACCAAUGUUUUUUAUCCAUGGCUUCUUGAAAAAAAAGUUGCGCUUCCAGUAGUGGUAUUCCUUGACGGUCAUUCGUCGCAUCUGAGUAUUCAAUUAAGUAGGUUUUGUAUUGAGCACCAAAUAAUUGUUGUGUGUCUCUAUCCCAACACAACACAUAUUUUACAACCCCUCGAUGUUUCCGUGUUUUAUCCAAUGAAAAGUGAAUGGAAAAAGUUUCUGCGAAACUGGAAGUUUGCGAAUGACGGCCAAGAAAUUAAGAAAUAUCAAAUUCCUUCACUUCUAAAUGAUAUUUUAGAGCAUAAGUCAUUUGUCGAAUCAAUUAAAAAGGGAUUUAAAGUAUGCGGUCUAUUUCCAUUUACCGCGGAUAAUGUGGACUAUACAAAAUGCACAAAACAAGUGGACAACCAUAAUAAUGACACAGAAAUUUUUCAGGAAGAAAUAGUAAAUGACGGGAGAGAAGGAUUCUUGCCAGUGCUGGAGUCAAAAAUAGGUGCCGAGAUGUUGAGGGAUUUUAGAGAGUGUAAAAGGCAAAAUAAGCAGCCGGAUAAUGAAAGUGCUGGAAUGCUAUAUAAUGUUUGGCUUCAGUUUAAUCGGAGCGAGAACACCACAAAUAUUAUUGAUACACAUCAGGCUGUUACAGACAUUUUUGACUUUCCCUUUCCAGAAUGGAAUGAAGUGCUCGAAAACGUUUCAGUAGAGGACCAUCGCGAUGAAGCCCCACUGGUCCCAUCAUUUACAAACGACGUACUUUACAAUAUGGACAUUAAUGAAAUUUUAGCUUACAAGACAGACCUUACAACAAAUAGCCAAGGCUUAGAUGAAAUUAUACAUGCAGAAAUUUCCAAUACUACUACUUCGAAUUUCAAUCAAGGUCAUGGGGAAAUAACUGAAGGGCUUCGAGGUACAAACACCGAAUUGCAAGAUAAGUUAAAUGGAUCCGCAGGCGAGAUAAAACAUACCAACGAUCAGGUUAUGACGAAAUUAAUUUCAGAAAAUGAAGAUUCAAAUAAAAAGCAGCAUAGGACAGAACUCGUAAUUGAGGGCAGAAAUAACGACUUGCCUAGAAGUUCCAAUAUUGUGUCAGGCACAAAAAACACCCAUCAAAUUAAUAUUUUAUCCAACAUUUUAGUAUAUCCUUCAACCAGCAACAUUUCGGCGAAGAAGAAGAGGAAAGUGGAUGCUAUGCCUAGUGUCCUGACAUCAACCCAGUGGGUUACCUUGGCUGAGAAAAAAGAACAAGAAAAGUUAGAGGCACAAAACCUUAAGGAAGAGCGAAAAAGAAAACGAGAAGAGAGCAAGAUACUUCUGGCAAAAAAGAAAAAAAAUACUAAACGAAUGAAAAAACAACAGUCGGAAAUAAAGGACAACCAAGAGAAUUAUGAAAAUGAAAAACUUCAAGUGGAUUUAAGUCAUACAGAUAAUGUAGAUGAUUCUGUAGAAUUAACCGAUGACUACGUUCUUAAAAAAGGUGCUAAAGAUUUCCAAACACAUUUAAAAAAAAAUACUUAUGUGAUAGUGAAUUACGAUACUGGAUUUUAUCCCGGAAAAAUUCUUAAGGUAAAACCUGAUGGUUAUUUCAUUGCUGCUAUGGAAAAGAGUGGUGUCCAACAUUGGAAAUGGCCGGACAAAAAGGAUCAGCUUCUUUACCAGUUAUGUGAUAUACACCAAAUAAUUAACAAACCAAAAAAAAUAAACAAUAGGGGUGCAUUUAUGAUAAAGGAAAUGGAGGAGUACAAUAAGACUACUUAUGAAUAGGUACUAAACUAUAUAUAUAUUUACUAUAUAGGUACCUAGUUUUAACUAUAGUUACUAUAAUAUAAUAUAUUCUUUUACCUAGUCAGUUUGAGUUGCGAAGUAGGUAAGAAUUAAGUUAAUAAAAAAUAGGCUAGAGAAAAUGUUUUUAAGUGUUUAUGUUUAUUUAUUUUUAUUAAAAUAUCUUAAAAAAAAUUAAACAUUUUUUUUCUCAACCCUGGCCAAAACUGGACAAUUAAGUGGCGAAAGCUGGUUCAAUAGUGGCCACAACUGGUUAAACUCGU
Brassicogethes aeneus is the source of this 2037-nucleotide messenger RNA. The record is from the annotation of a GenBank genome assembly. NCBI's taxonomy places the organism in Eukaryota, Metazoa, Arthropoda, Insecta, Coleoptera, Nitidulidae.